Molecule: messenger RNA, 6784 nt
Organism: Zalophus californianus (California sea lion)
Lineage: Eukaryota; Metazoa; Chordata; Mammalia; Carnivora; Otariidae
Gene: TBC1D4
Product: TBC1 domain family member 4
Exons: 20
Coding region: 810-4685 (1291 amino acids)
Source: RefSeq, a predicted model, not a curated record
CUGUUGCCCCAGGGGCCGGAGGAAGAGGCGGAGAGGCGACUUCACGGAAAAAAAAAAAAAAAGAAAAGCUUUUACCGGCGACGCUCUCCGCCCGCCGGACGGGAGGCGGGGUAGCAGCCCGAUUAAAGUAGCAGCCUGGAAGGAAGGAAGGAGCGAGGGAGGGACAGGAACAGUUGGGAGGAGGAGCCGCGAGCUGGGUCGCGGCGACAGCAAGGGGGAGCGGCCCCGCGUGGCCACGUUUUGGUUUUGUUGUUUUCCAGUGGAACAGUUCUCGCAGGCCCUUCCCGAGGACUGAUCGCGCCGAAGCCCGGCGGCCCCGACCUUCCAGGUGACAGCCGGUCACCCUGGUAGGAGUCAGCUCCGCCCCAAGUCACCCGCCCGCCCACAGCCCAUUCCCCGCCCAGCCUCCGUCUGCCUGCCCCGGGCGAGCGCGGCGGCCGCAGCGCCUCUGCGGCCCUGGAGCGGGCGGCGACGGGCAGCGGCGCGGGGCCCAGGGCGGAGGAAGGAGGAAGUGAGGCCCCCUAGGCGCUAGCGCGAGGAAGGAGGAUGACGAUUUAACCCGCGCUCUCCUGCCAGUCCGGUUACGGGGCGCCUCCGCCGUGCCCGCCGCCGGAGCCUCCGAGCCGCGCCGGGGGGAGUGCCGCAUGGGGCAGGGCCGCUGAAGCGCGGAGUUCGUGGUCUUGCCGUGCCAAAGAGGGCGCGGGGGUCGGGUGCGGCAGUUGGCACAGUUUCGGCGGCGCCUUCAGCGCGGGAGUUGGGGGCGCGGCACGCCUACCCGGCCGCCUCGGUGUCUUCGUGAGGCGCGAGUUAUGGAGCCCCCCAGCUGCAUUCAGGAUGAGCCGUUCCCGCACCCUCUGGAGCCCGAGCCGGGCGCCCCUGCGCAACCGGGCGCCGGGAAGCCGGGCGACAAACGGUUUCGGCUGUGGUACGUGGGGGGGUCGUGCCUGGACCGCAGGACCACGCUGCCCAUGCUGCCCUGGCUCAUGGCUGAGAUCCGCCGGCGCAGCCAGAAGCCCGAGGCGGGCGGCUGCGGGGCGCCGGCCACCCGCGAGGUGCUCUUGGUGCUCAGCGCGCCCUUCCUGCGCUGUGUCCCCGCUCCGGGCGUCGGGGCCGCGGGCCCCGCGGCGGCGCAGCCCAACCCGGCGGUGUUCAUCUUCGAGCACAAGGCACAGCACAUCUCGCGCUUCAUUCACAACAGCCACGAUCUCACCUACUUUGCCUACCUGAUCAAGGCGCAGCCCGACGACCCCGAGUCGCAGGUGGCCUGCCACGUUUUCCGCGCCACAGACCCCAAUCAGGUUCCGGAUGUGAUCAGCAGCAUAAGGCAGUUAUCCAAAGCUGCCAUGAAAGAGGAUGCCAAAGCCAGCAAAGACAGCGAGGAUGCCUUUUACAACUCUCAGAAGUUCGAAGUCCUGUAUUGCGGGAAGGUGACGGUGACCCACAAGAAGGCCCCGUCGAGCCUCAUCGAUGACUGCAUUGAGAAGUUCAGCCUGCACGAGCAGCAGCGCCUGAGGAUCCAGGGCGAGCAGCGCGGCGCGGAUGCGGGUGACGACCCGGUGGACUUCGAGGCCGCGGCGCCCGGCCCAGCCGCCGACAUCCUGUCCGAGGAAGGGGACGGCGUCCCCAACACCCAGCCUGCCUUACCGGCCGCGGCCAGCCAGCCGGGGCUGCCCAGCUCUCGAGCUGGCUUCCCGGAGCGGAUUCUGGAAGAUUCUGGCUUUGAUGAACAGCAGGAGUUCCGGUCUCGGUGCAGCAGCGUCACCGGAGUCUUGCAAAGGAAAGUUCACGAGAACAGCCAAAAACCACUGCCGCGAAGGAGGCACGCCAGUGCGCCGAGUCACGUACAGCCGUCGGAUUCGGAGAAGAACAGGACGAUGCUGUUCCAGGUUGGGCGGUUUGAGAUUAACCUUAUCAGUCCAGACACCAAAUCAGUUGUGCUUGAAAAGAAUUUUAAAGAUAUCUCUUCUUGUUCUCAGGGUAUCGAGCAUGUAGAUCAUUUUGGCUUCAUCUGUCGGGAGUCAGCAGAGCCCGGGAUGAGCCAGUAUAUCUGCUAUGUGUUCCAAUGUGCCAACGAAUCUCUGGUCGAUGAGGUAAUGCUGACUCUGAAACAGGCCUUCAGCACCGCAGCUGCCCUGCAGAGUGCCAAGACCCAGAUUAAGCUGUGUGAGGCCUGCCCUAUGCACUCUUUGCAUAAGCUCUGUGAAAGGAUUGAAGGUCUCUACCCGCCGAGAGCCAAGCUGGUAAUACAGAGGCAUCUCUCAUCACUGACAGAUAACGAGCAAGCGGACAUCUUUGAGCGAGUUCAGAAAAUGAAGCCAAUCAGUGACCAGGAGGAGAAUGAACUUGUGAUUUUACAUUUGAGGCAGCUGUGUGAAGCCAAGCAGAAGACACACAUUCACAUUGGAGAAGGCCCAUCGACUAUUUCAAAUAGUACAAUCCCAGAAAAUGCAACAAGCAGUGGAAGGUUCAAACUUGACAUUCUGAAAAAUAAAGCUAAGAGAUCUUUAACUAGCUCCCUGGAAAAUAUCUUCUCAAGGGGAGCUAACAGAAUGAGAGGUCGGCUUGGGAGUAUGGACAGCUUUGAACGAUCCAACAGUCUUGCUUCGGAGAAGGACUAUUCACCAGGAGACUCUCCACCGGGGACACCACCAGCCUCCCCACUGUCCUCAGCUUGGCAAACGUUCCCUGAAGAGGAUUCUGACUCCCCACAGUUUCGAAGACGGGCGCACACGUUCAGCCACCCACCUUCAAGCACAAAGAGAAAGCUGAAUUUGCAGGAUGGGAGAGCUCAUGGUGUUCGCUCCCCUCUUCUGAGGCAGAGCUCCAGCGAACAGUGCAGCAUUCUUCCAUCAGUGUGGCGCAUGCACAAGGAGAGUAACUCUUCCUCCAGCCUUCCAAGUCUACAUACUUCCUUCUCUGCCCCUUCCUUCACUGCCCCCCCUUUCCUGAAAAGCUUUUACCAGAAUUCAGGUAGACUGUCCCCACAGUAUGAAAAUGAAAUCAGCGAUGGAGAAGGGAGAAAAAGGACCUCGUCUACUUGCAGUAAUGAAUCCCUAAAUGCUGGAGGAACCCCUGUCACCCCUCGUCGAAUCUCCUGGCGGCAGCGCAUUUUCCUCAGGGUUGCUUCUCCCAUGAACAAAUCUCCCUCAGCGAUGCAGCAGGGUCUGUGUGAUGGACUGGACAGGAAUGAACUGCUACCACUAUCCCCUCUUGCUCCAACCAUGGAGGAGGAACCACUGGUUAUAUUCUCGUCUGACGAAGAUGACCUAGAGAAGGCUGAAGAAAGAAGGAAAUCAGAAGAACUGAGGAGUUUGUGGAGAAAAGCCAUACACCAACAAAUCUUGUUGCUUCGAAUGGAGAAAGAAAACCAGAAACUUGAAGCAAGCAGAGAUGAACUCCAGUCCAGAAAAGUUAAACUGGACUAUGAAGAAGUUGGUGUAUGUCAGAAGGAGGUCUUAAUAACCUGGGAUAAGAAGUUGUUGAACUGCAGAGCUAAAAUCAGAUGUGAUAUGGAAGAUAUUCAUAUUUCUCUUAAAGAAGGUGUUCCCAAAAGUCGACGAGGAGAAAUUUGGCAGUUCCUAGCUUUACAAUAUCGUCUAAGGCACAGGUUGCCCAAUAAGCAACAACCUCCUGACAUAUCCUAUAAAGAACUUUUAAAGCAGCUCACUGCUCAACAGCAUGCUAUUCUUGUGGAUUUGGGAAGGACAUUUCCUACUCACCCUUAUUUUUCAGCACAGCUUGGGGCAGGGCAGCUCUCACUCUUUAACCUCUUGAAAGCCUACUCAUUGCUGGACAAAGAAGUGGGUUACUGUCAGGGGAUCAGCUUUGUGGCUGGAGUCCUGCUUCUGCACAUGAGCGAAGAGCAAGCCUUUGAAAUGCUGAAAUUCCUCAUGUAUGACCAGGGCUUCCGCAAGCAGUACAGACCUGACAUGAUGUCGCUGCAGAUUCAAAUGUACCAGCUGUCCAGGCUCCUUCAUGACUAUCACAGAGAUCUCUACAAUCAUCUUGAAGAAAAUGAAAUCAGCCCCAGUCUUUAUGCUGCCCCCUGGUUCCUCACAUUGUUUGCCUCUCAGUUUCCACUAGGGUUUGUAGCCAGAGUUUUUGAUAUUAUUUUUCUUCAGGGAACUGAAGUUAUAUUUAAGGUUGCACUCAGUCUGCUGAGCAGCCAGGAGACACUUAUAAUGGAAUGUGAAAACUUUGAAAGUAUUGUUGAAUUUCUUAAAACCACACUACCUGAUAUGAAUACAUCUGAAAUGGAAAAAGUCAUUACCCAGGUUUUUGAGAUGGAUAUUUCUAAACAGUUACAUGCCUAUGAGGUGGAAUAUCACGUUCUGCAGGAUGAGCUUCAGGAAUCAUCAUAUGCCUGUGAGGAUAGUGAACCUAUGGAGAAGCUGGAGAGGGCCAAUAGCCAACUGAAAAGACAAAACAUGGACCUCCUAGAAAAGUUACAGAUAGCUCAUGCUAAAAUCCAGACCUUGGAAUCCAAUCUGGAAAACCUUCUGACCAGAGAGACCAAAAUGAAGUCUUUAAUCCGGACUCUGGAACAAGAGAAAAUGGCUUAUCAAAAGACAGUGGAUCAGAUCCGGAAGCUGCUGCCAGCCGAUGCGCUCGCCAGUUGCGAAUCAUUGCUAAGAGACCUCACUUGCAACCCUAACAACAAAGCCAAGACAGGAAACAAGCCAUAAUUGAAGAAGCACCACAUCAGCAGAACGUGCUCUUAGAAUGGGGAAGAAGGGAAGCGUCUGCGUGCUGCCGGCCCAACGCUGGACACCGGAGCUGACGGAACCACUGCAGUCUGGUGCUGAGCCCUAGUCCUCGAGGGUGGACCUCGCUCUCGUUAGAGUACGCCAAUCCUAAGCCAUUGUACAUAUGUAGACUGGUUUUAUGUUGUUGACUAUGUACAUAGACAUAAAAUGGACAUAAAGAGUUCAUGCCUUCAGAUCAAAGGAGUAGAUGUAUAUUUAGAGUAAUUUUUUAAAUCAAAACUUCAUGAAAUCCACACCAAAGGGAAGUUAAAAUGAAAUUCCCCUUGGACAUAGGUGAAAUCAUUUUGUCUUUGUAGUGAAACAAAGCUAGAGCAUCUUUGUAUAUUGAAAUAUACUUGAAAAAAAUGAAUGUAUUUUUUUCUCCAAAGAACAGCAUGUUUCACUCAAUGGUGGAGAGGUAGAAACAUUUGUGUAACUUUAUGUAUAUCUGUCUUAAAAUCUACUGACAUUAUGUAUAUCUGAGGAAAAUGACAAAUUGCCAAUUAUGCUCCUAUGGGUUUUUCAGGAAGGUGGGGGCCUUCCUCCCCCGCCUGCUUUGUGCCAACUAGCAUGUUGUUGUCUACAUGCAUUUUGAGUCAGGUUAGGCAUGACUUUGGACAUGCAUAAGGAGAAAGCAAGACAUCGUCGUGGAGUCUACCCACCCAGCUCAGGGUGAAAGAGAAUGUUGCUAAUUUCUCAGCAAAUUAGACCAGCAUUGUUACUCAAACUAAAAAUAUCAGGCCUCCACAAUUUCAUUUAGGACCUAAAUUGUCUAGAUCAACUUUCUAUUUUUUAUUUAAAUUACUCCUUACAGUCAUAAAUGGGCUCCCUUUUACUUGGUGCCAUAGUUGGUGACAAGGAUUUGUCAUUUUCCCACUUACAGGAGCUCCUAAUUUAAUUCUCUCUACCUUAAAUGAAAGGGAAAUUAUGAUUGGUUUUCUAAAGAUAAUAUGCUGUGUUGAGAUACUUUUUUUUUUUGCCAACUGAUCGAAUCUAAUAAGCUCUCAAUCAUCUUUCCCUUGUAUGUGAAAGUUUGUGAGAACUGUGAAAUGUUUAAGAAUAAACUGUUGAAAUCCAUUGGAGAGAAGUGGAAAGUGGCACCAAGCUCUUCUAAGACCUACUUCUGUGUUUGAACUCCCAGCUUCCUCAGCCUACAGCUUAUCAGAGGACAUUCAUGCAUGCUGGGUAUGUGGAGGAAAAGUAAUUUUCAAAGUACACAUGCAGUUCUCCAUUUCAGAGAUGAUUCUAUGGUAGUGCCUCUGAAAGUUGAUGCAGCAUUUUUGCCUUUCCAAACAAUAUUAUCAUUUCUGCUUUUUGCAGUCCUUAUCACAGAUGGAUUACUUGGGAUAAUUUUAUUCAGAGGGAGUUUUUUAUACACUAGCCACAGUGUAUUAUAGGUUAGAAGGGCAAAGCUCUCAAGGUUUGGGAAAACCUUGAAGAGCAGAUGAUAAGCAUCUGAACCCCUGCCUUUACACCAUUACUCAGUGUAAAUGUAAUGAUUCUUGUUUCAAAUCAUCAUGCCCUCUAAUCCAGUUUUUUUAAAAAAGAAAAUAAAAUCUUAUUAGGAAAGUUAAUGUAAUUUCUAGCUCUAGGAAAUGCAGAUUCUAGGUCCCCUAUUAAGUUGGGGUUAUCAACUGAUUUGUUGCUUGGACUCCCUCAAAUUUCUCUUAUUUGUAGGAGAGGUUUUUCCUAUGAGGAAUAUGACAGAUACCAUCUGGUUACUGUCUGAUAUGAGAAUUACCUUAUGUUUGUGAUAUACAGGCGGUAGCCAAAGAAUCUUUAAGUUGGGAAAAGAAACUUUCCCUUUCAGUUCAGUUUCAAGUAAAUUUUAUUCUGGGUAUUCAAAGUCAACGUCAUGAGCUGUGUUACAGUGUUCAGAGAUUAAAAUGUCUUAGAUACAGUAUUUCUUCUGAAAAUGAAUUUUCUUUUUCUUUUGUGACUUUUUUAAAUGUUGCACCAGUUAUGCUUAUGCAUUGUUACAUCUUCAUCCAAUUAAUGUAAUGUCUAGCUCAUUUCCAAUAAAUCUAUUGCUACGGUUU